Kwoniella botswanensis is the source of this 2292-nucleotide messenger RNA. RefSeq lists its product as uncharacterized. The record is from RefSeq and is a predicted model, not a curated record. Lineage: Eukaryota; Fungi; Basidiomycota; Tremellomycetes; Tremellales; Cryptococcaceae. Bases 1 to 2292 code for a protein of 763 amino acids. The transcript is spliced from 7 exons.
AUGGUGACAUCGAUAUUACCCAAAAAACGAAAUCGGACCUUGCCCGUCACGACUUUUCUCAUUUCAACUGUAUUACUCUCCAUCGUCCUUCCUUCUCUCGCAAAUGCAUCAGCUACACCGCUAGUAGGCUCUCAUGCUUUGUUAGGAAGACAUGAAGGUCAUGAUGAUGAUGAUGUGAUGGAUAUGGAUAUGGACAUGGGAAUUAUGCAUGGCGACGAUGGUGAAGGUUCGGUUGACGAGGAAGAAGAGCAUACGCAUGCUGUUGUAACAUCUACAAGCGACAUUGCCGAUUCAUCCCCUUCGUCAUCAUCUGCUGUGACUUCCACUGCCACUGACACCCCCUCACAUUCACAUUCGGAUCAUCCACCAUCACCUCACGAUCACGGAUCUCACACGGCCCCAAAGGAGAAACUAGAUGAUGAAUCUGUACAUAGGUGGCAUCAUUUCCCACCCACUUACCUCGAUGCCGAUUUCAGGUUAGACAACGAUACUGCCAUCUUCGGUGAAGAAUUUGACGAAACUUGGGAUCCUCAGGAAGUAUCAUCUCAUAAAGGUCUGAUGGCAAUUCAUGCUUUGUUGUAUUAUGGUGCUUAUUUCGGUCUGUUACCUAUCUCACUUGCCUUAAGGGCUGCCGAUCACCCUUCGCAUUAUUUCGCCAAUGCUAUAUUCCUCGUUGUAGCUGUUUUAGGAUGGUUGGCUGGUAAAGCAUAUAAAGCAGGUCAUGAGAAUAGAUAUGAGGGUGCCGUACAUGAACUUCUCUCGAAUAUCCUUUUACUCGUAUCGGUCGGUCUGACCUUUAUCGACUCGCUCGAGAUAAUCAAGAGGUGCAUGAAGUUUUACAAACAGCAUGAUCGAUCUUGGUCGGCUUUCGUACAUGAAGUAUUAUCCUCACAUAGCAAAAUCGAAGAAUCAUGGCCUGCAAACAGGUACGAGAUGGUUGGAUUAGUAGGUGACGAACAUGAUGAAGAUCAGGAGGUUAAUCAAGUUGUUUUCGCUGUUGGUGAUGACGACGAAGAUGACGAAAUCCACCACCACAGGGUUCAUCAUGAACCAGAUGAAAUUGAAAAUCUACCUACAAGAACAUUGGGUAAUUCCGGUAAACCUCGAAGACCCUCUUUACUCAUCAGACAAUGGACACCUCCAUCACGAAAUUCUACUGGAUCAGAGGGGACUCUCCAUGAUACACCCGGUGCAUCAUCUUCCAACAACUCUUUCAUCACACAAAAAUCGAAAGUCCUCAAUACUGCUGGUGCAUAUGACGCUCAUGCAGAAGACCACCAUGAACAUGAACAUGGUGAUGAACACGAUGAGGAACAUCACGUACAGCCUAUCUGGUCAAGAGAGAAAUCAACGGGCGUUAAAAGAGCUGCAGAAAUCGUCUUGACGUGGGUUAGGAGAAGUCAGAUCAUCUUUGCUUAUGUGGUGUUUUUGACCGAAUUCGUUGAAUAUACUGGCAUGUGUCGAGCUGGUUUGAUCAAUUCCUGUGCUGCUCAUUAUAUUAAAGGAUCCAUCUUCUUCUGGUACGGUGUCCUCACUUUCGCUCGAUAUCUCGGUGCAUACGCAGAUUUAGGUUGGGCGUGGAACAAACGACCAGGAGGUGUAGGAGUAUCAGCGGAAAUGAUUGAAUGUGCAGUCAUCUUCACCUACGGAAUCACCAACACUUGGAUGGAGAGAUUCGGAUCAAACCCUGAUGAUCCUUAUACCGUCAAGCAGGUUCAGCAUAUCUCCAUCGCUGUCAUGUUCUGGUUCGCCGGCCUUUCUGGUAUCUUACUUGAAUCUCGAUGGGUACGGAAAGUGAUGGGAUCGUUCAUUUCCGGAGGAAGAAGGGACGUACAUGAACCACCAACUUAUGCUUUCAGCUACAAUCCAUUGCCUGCUUUGGUCAUUGGAGUAACUGGUCUAGCUAUGGCAGCCCAUCACCAAGAAUACGUAUUCCAAGUAUCUAUCCAUUCCCUCUGGGGCACCCUCCUAGCUGGUGGAUCGUUAUUCAGGUUCUUGACAUAUUUCUUCUUAUUCCUCCGACCACCUGUGGAAUCGACCCUACCUUCCAGACCACCUACCGAGGUACUCACCUCUUUCGGCUAUGCGGCUGGAGGAAUCGUUUUCAUGUUGAGUAACGAGGAGAUAGCUUGGGCUGCGAUGAGAGCCGGCUGGGACGAUAUGAUGGCUUUCCUCAAUUUCACAAUUGCCCUCACGUGCUUGGUCUUUUGCUGGAGCGUCGUGGUGAUGGCUCUGAAAGGAUGGGCGGGGUUGAGGAUGACAAGGAAGAGGAAUAAUAUUGCUAUAGCUUAG